AUGUACACCGCCAGACGCGCUCCCUUCUUCCUUGCCUUCUUCUCCCCACCACCGCCGCAUAUUAACUACAGCUUCUUCAACAUCGAUAGAAAGCCUCCGCCGUUGCGACGUGAAUCGAACGCCGCCUUUUUUUCUUCCUUGUCGACGUUCACCUACUCCUGCUCCUCCUCGCCGUUGCCGAGCAGUCGCAAUUUUUUUGGCGGGAGGUGGACGGACUAA
Messenger RNA from Linum trigynum, 219 nucleotides. NCBI's taxonomy places the organism in Eukaryota, Viridiplantae, Streptophyta, Magnoliopsida, Malpighiales, Linaceae. The record is from the annotation of a GenBank genome assembly.